Molecule: messenger RNA, 2111 nt
Organism: Diceros bicornis minor
Lineage: Eukaryota; Metazoa; Chordata; Mammalia; Perissodactyla; Rhinocerotidae
Product: olfactory receptor 5B12-like
Exons: 2
Coding region: 1-1128 (375 amino acids)
Biological process (GO): sensory perception of smell; G protein-coupled receptor signaling pathway
Cellular component (GO): membrane
Molecular function (GO): olfactory receptor activity; odorant binding; G protein-coupled receptor activity
Source: RefSeq, a predicted model, not a curated record
AUGGUUGAAGUGGAGCACCUGAUUAAGGGCCCUCAUGAAUUAGAAAGAAAAGUGUGGGAAGCUGCAUAUAAGAGUAAGAGACCCUGUUUACACUUCAGUUCCCGUGAUAGUGAUCAAAGAGCAUUAUCUUGUGUUUGUCAUCUUCUCAUAGGUGCCGCUCACCAUGAUUCCCAAGUGAUUUUGACGGAGAACAUUUCAGAGGUGACUGAAUUCAUUCUUGUGGGGUUGACAGAUGCCCUAGAGAUGCAGGUCCCUUUAUUUACUGUCUUCAUUCUCAUUUACUUCAUCACUGUGGUUGGGAAGCUAGGGAUGAUCAUGUUGAUUCUGUUGGACUCUCGACUCCACACUCCCGUGUACUUUUUCCUCAGUAACCUCUCCUUGGUGGACUGUGUUUAUGCCUCAGCUGUCACUCCUAAGGUAAUGGUGGGGUUUCUCACAGGAGAUAAGAUCAUUUCCUACAAUGCAUGUGCUUCCCAGAUGUUCUUCUUUGCAGUCUUUGCCACUAGUGAAAGUUUCCUCCUGGCCUCCAUGGCCUUUGACCGCCAUGCGGCAGUGUGUAAACCCCUGCAUUACACCACCAUCAUGACAAGUACUGUGUGUGCCUUACUGGUCACUGGCUCUUACAUCUGUGGACUUCUGCAGUCUUCCAUCCAUGUUGCCUUUACUUUGCACCUCCCCUUCUGUCAUUCCAAUGUUGUUAAUCACUUUUUCUGUGACAUUCCUCCAAUGCUGGCUCUCUCUUGCUCUGAUAGCCACACAAAUGAAAUUGUACUCCUUACAUUGGCAGCAUUCAGUAUUUUUCUCACUCUCUUGGUUAUCUUGAACUCUUAUCUGCUCAUUUUUAUAGCUAUCCUGAGGAUGCACUCAGUUGAGGGACAGAAGAAGGCCUUCUCCAACUGUGCUUCCCAUCUAACCACUGUUUCCGUCUUCUAUGGGACAAUCAUCUUCAUGUGCUUACAGCCAACUUCUAGUCAUUCCAUGGACACAGACAAAAUGGCGUCUGUGUUCUACACUAUGGUCCUCCCCAUGCUGAACCCUCUGGUCUACAACCUGAGGAACAAAGAAGUUAAGAGUGCAUUCAAAAAGGUAUUUGGAAAAGCUAAGUCUUCAUUGAGCUUAGCCUUCUAAUUAGAAAUACCAUGAAAACCAUGUGAAAUUUCUCUUGGACAUCUAGUGUACAAGAAUAUUUUUUGAGCUUUAAUUCUUUCUUGUUUUUAAUUUCUUUGAGCAGUUUCCUCUCCAAUGAGACUGAUUCUGUUCAUGCUUUGGGAAUAUGACUGGGUAGGAGAAAUCUUGGAUGUCUUUUUCUAGAAAUAGCAUGUUAUUUCUAUCUUAAGAUCAAGAUUAUAAUCCUAGAUACUGUAGAAUCCCACACUAUAUCACCUUAUUGGUCUAAAGUGCUUUGUAGGUAAAUCUCAUACGUGUAUGACACUAGAAUUACAUUUUCAAUUACUAGAAUUCUGAAGAACUCUAUGAUUCUUGUACAUAGCAUAGAGGUGUGGUUCUUAAACAUUCAUGCUCCUAAGAGUGACUUUGAGAGACUGUUGAAAUGUUGAAUUCCAGAACCUAAUUCCAAAUAUUCUAAUUUAGUAUAUCUCUGGUGGAGCCUAGAAAUGUGCAGAAUUUCCUUUAUUAGCCACAUAUACCUGAAUCCUUAGCAUAGAUUGCAAGAAUGUCAGUGGUGAUUUUUGAUAAUGAGGAUACUGUAUAAGGUAAGUCUAUUUAUUUCCUAAACUUCAGAGAGACACACAGUUCAGAGGACAAAAAUAUAUCCAUACCCAUUCCUUACAUGAGUUUUAAUACAUAAACUUCAUAUAAGAGAGUAUGGAUAGGGAGGACUGCCUAGAUUCUUAUCAAACUUCCCCUGGAUUUGAGAUGAGGUUGCUGUGCAGAUCACACUUUGAGAACUUUUUCCCUAGAGCAGUGGUUCAAAAGCAUCAUUACCAAACCAGCAGCAUUAGCAUCAUGUAGAACAUUUCAGAAAUGCCAAUUAUAGGAAUCUCACAACAGACCUACAGAAUUAGAAACUCUAGGAGUGCAGCCAAGCUAUCUGUGUUUGAACAAGCCCUCCAGGUGAUUCGGAAGCAUGCUCAGGUUUGAAAACCACUGGA